Messenger RNA from Hydractinia symbiolongicarpus, 1063 nucleotides. RefSeq lists its product as uncharacterized. Bases 1 to 957 code for a protein of 318 amino acids. The record is from RefSeq and is a predicted model, not a curated record. The transcript has 5 exons. NCBI's taxonomy places the organism in Eukaryota, Metazoa, Cnidaria, Hydrozoa, Anthoathecata, Hydractiniidae.
AUGUGUUCAGAAAAGAAAAACUUAAUUCAGAAAAGUGUUGAAGUGACGAUGCUAACAGUAUUGAUUUUAUUCACUGAUGACAGUUGUAAGGAUGAAGGCAAAGCUAACAAGAUGUUUUUAUUCAAAAAUGAAGUGAUGAAUUUUAAUUAUGCGUUUUAUGGGAACAACAAAAUAUUACAUGAGUUAUAUGAUAAUGUAUUUGGGAAAAUUUUAACUUGUGGACCAGCUCCUGAUGAUCCAGCAAGUCAAGGCCCAGAUAUAUUGUACAAAGAGGAGAAGAUAUGGUAUUUCAGGUAUCGAUGUUUGACAAAAGCGAUACGAAAGUAUCCAGGAUACCAUGGAUACAUUUAUAGUAAUGAUGAUCUUAUUGUGAAUUGGUGGAAUUUGCUAAAACUUGAUCGAAAGAAAGUAUGGCAGAGCGGUAUCGUAGACUGGAGACAAAAGGCGUAUGGUAAAAUUGUUAACAAUGCUUGGAUGUGGUGGACGUAUGAUAUGGGACUUAAAGCAUGUCAAAAAUAUUAUGAGGAAUUAAAACGACUUGCUGAAAGUAACCCAAAGGAAUAUAAGAAAUAUCUAGAUACUUAUUUAGCAAAUAGCCAAGGUGAACCAAGAUGUGCCAAAGGCUGGUCAGAUAUGUUUUAUGUUCCAGGAAGAUUUGCCCAAGGUUACGCAAAACUUUCUGACAUUGCAUACAAAAAUAAACUUUUUUUAGAAAUAGCUGGAAAUAAUCUGAUACGUACUUUGGAUAAAUUAGAAAAUUUCGAAUAUCUUAAUGGAACUUAUCUUCCCGACUUAUUCGUAGGCGAUCAUUCCGCAGAUGGAUUUAAAAAAGUUUACAAUAAAAGAAUGACUUUUCUUCAUCCAGUAAAAUUAAAUUCAAAAACAGAUAAAGAUCAAAUACAAACAAUUAUACGAAAUGAACUUGUUAGUUAUAAAAAAUUAUUAACUGAAUGUUAGUUUAUUGAAUUACACACGUACUUUUUACAGGAAACAUGCUUUCUGAAUCCACCCUAGAUGUUGUUUGAAUUUGGAGGACUUUUUUUUAGAAAGAACUGACCCCUAU